CAAAAUUGUUAUUUACACAAAAACUAUUACUCAAAAGUUCUUGGACGACAUCUCUACAUUCUGUUUGGACCACUAUAAUAUCUCUGUCGGUAUUGGAAUUACAAGUGGUUUGGCAGUCACUGAUAAAAACAUUUCUAAUUUAAAAAUAGUGCCACACGACCCGGACUUUGUCAAACGGUCUGAAAUUGCUUCAAAAAAGUGUGAGACAGUUAACGUAAAAAUAAUUAAAAAAGUUGACACUUUAAAUGAUAUAAAAUUCAAAGAAAUUGUUGAUGAAAUGAAAAUUAAACACUCAAAAAUUUUGCAAUUGGAAGUGAUUAACAACGCCAUUCAAGAAUUUGAUUUUUCAGAUGUCGUUUGUAAAGAAUUGGAGUUAAAAGUCAAGAGUGGGAAUAUCAUCAAAGUUUCCAACAAGACGAAUAUCUACAAAAUGAUGGUGGAGACUAAAAAUGGUGUAAUAGAUCUUAAAAACAUUUGUAUGAACAAAUACAUCAAGAUACUAAAAAUAGAUGGGGAGGUUCUUCUCGACAAAACUGCAAAGUCGGAAUUGUUUUUUAAACCACCAAAACACUUUUUUGAGUUGUCACUGAACAUCACAAACCCUCAGAACGUCUUUUUUGAUUUUUCCAACAAUUAUGGUCUUCUACAGAAAGUUUCAUUGACUUCAAAGAACGAAUUCUACGACUUCGGUUAUUUUGAACACCUCGAGGAAAUAAAUGUGACGUGUUUAGCACCGAACGAAUGUCUUAUUAAACUUCCACAUCGUCACAAAGACAUAUUGGACUAUUACAGAUCAUCGCCAGAAAAAGUCAAAUCAUACCGGAAAGCACUUUUUGUGAAGAGUUUAGUCGCCAAAAUCAAAUUUGAAAGACUUGAGAAUUACUCAGAAAUUCACAUUGAAGGAAACAUCGAUGAACUCAAUUUAGAGGAGUGUCAAGAGUGCACUGUUUUGAUUAUUAACUCAACUGCAAAUGAGACUAAAAUAGUUCCUUACUAUUUGGACUACAACAUGGCCGUGAAUAAAGUCUUGAGGAAGAAAUAUCCCUAUGGAGAUAAUCAUAAAUUGAAAAUAUUUGGGAUGCAAGAAUUGGUAAUACAAGGGAAUGUGUAUGUUCAUGAGAAGAAAUACUUGCCUUUAGUAUACGUCGGAAUAGACUCAAAAGUAAAAAUUGAUUCACCGUUCAUUACACAAAUUGUUGGAUUUUCAUUGGAAGACCUUUAUAAAGAAUCGUAUUUCAGAGAAAAGAACGCAUCAGAAAUUAUUAAUGAAGUGAAGAUUGUCGGAAAUGUGAUGUUUGGAGACACUUUGGGAGUUGUGGAGCAAUUCGGUGAAAAGACGGUGUUAAUAUACAAAAAUGGUUUGGACCAAAAAAUUAAAAACAUUAAACCAAAUGUUGAGGGCAAGACAAAGAAAAAGGUAAUGAAAUUCGAUAGAGAUUUGAACGAAUACGACGAAGAAAAUUAUGAAGAGGAAGAUUUUUAUGAAAAUGAAGAAGAGUUGGGAGAUAAAGAAAAACAGUUUUUACUGUAA
This is a messenger RNA of Entamoeba invadens IP1, 1531 nucleotides long. RefSeq lists its product as hypothetical. The record is from RefSeq and is a predicted model, not a curated record. The transcript has a single exon. Lineage: Eukaryota; Evosea; Mastigamoebida; Endamoebidae. The annotation marks the transcript as partial.